CCGACACGCAAAGCCCCACAACACAACACAGUGAGAUCGACGCACAUACGACCAAAAGGCGACAUAGUGAGGGAUUCAGUUCAGUUCAGUCAGCCCGUCCGUCGGCUCAUCGGCCGAUCUCUCUCCCUUCAGCACAUAUCAUCGCCAUCAGCGCGUCGAAGCCAUCAGAGAGCCACUCAGACAGACACACACUGAGGACAGACAGACAGACAGACAUCUGUGUGUGUGAGUCCUGCCUGUGUCCCAAUGUGUGUGUGUGCCCAUCUCUCUCUGUGUACCAGUUGGUCGAGUGCAGUGUUGUCGCCAAGCACCGCCGCCCCGCACCGCCACACGACAUCUGCAGCACACGACACACACAGACAGAUGACCACCACCACCGCCAGUCAUCACAGCGCCAUGCAUCACCUGACUGACUGACUGCCACGGACCGAUGUCUGUCUGUCAGUGCCGCCAGCAGCCGCCCCGUGUGUUUUUCGGUGAGAGCGCCCGGGAACAGAGAACCGGAGGGAGAGAGGAAGGGGUGAGGGCAGAUGACAGAUCUCGUGCAGUGGGCCGUCAGGAGGGCUGACAACGGGCCGACGGGGCAGGGCGGAGGUUUUGUCGUUGGAGAUGUCAACAGCCACUUCGUGGUGGCAUCUUUCAUUUCAAC
Vitrella brassicaformis is the source of this 649-nucleotide messenger RNA. The record is from the annotation of a GenBank genome assembly. NCBI's taxonomy places the organism in Eukaryota, Vitrellaceae.